CCUCUCAGCGUGAGCCCCGGCCAAUCAGAAUCGACUCGCGGCCUAUGUCACAGCCAAUCGGCUGACAAUCUACUCUUCUCGAAAACAUGUCGCCCAUGAAGCUGUGUGUUCCAGGUGACAAACUAUGCAGCGUAGAAGACUGUAUUCCCGGCACAGGAGUAUACCUGCGGCACGGCUACAUAUACUCCUCACUAGCAGGCUACGUUCUCAGGAAAAACGAGGGAGAGGAGUUACCCGUGAUUUCAGUGGUGAGGGAAACAGAAGCGCAACUACUGCCAGAUGUAGGAGCAAUAGUCACCUGUAAGGUGACCAGCAUCAACCCCAGGUUCGCCAAGGUCCACAUCCUCUAUGUAGGUUCCACACCACUGAAGGACCGCUUUAGAGGGACUAUCAGAAAAGAAGAUGUGCGCGCAACAGAGAAAGACAAGGUGGAGACAUACAAAAGCUUCAGACCUGGAGACAUUGUCUUGGCGAAAGUGAUUUCUCUUGGCGAUGUUCAGUCUAACUACCUGUUGACAACAGCUGAGAAUGAGCUGGGAGUCGUGGUGGCACACAGUGAAGCAGGUGCCCAGAUGGUUCCCAUCAGCUGGUGUGAGAUGCAGUGCCCUCGGACACACGCUAAAGAGUUUCGGAAAGUGGCUCGAGUGCAGCCGGAGUAUCUACAGGCAUGAGAACCCUGACACUUCUUUCCUCCACAAGGAACACACAGCUUCCCCCUCCCUCCUUCACUCAUUGUCGUUGAGUAGCCACUCGACUUCUUUGGGAUGUUUUCUGAGAGACUGGACGAUGUGGGAUUUGUUAGCUACUUCUGGUGCCAUGUCUUUCUUAAGUGUUGUUUUAAAUAGCUUUCCCUUUGCACAUUGUGUCAUCAUUUGAUUGUGCCAGCUUGAAACACUGAAGCAGCAUCAGACCAAAAUGCAAAACUGUCACGACGUACUCUAAACAAUGUAGUGACUGUUGUUAAAAGAUUUUCAGCUAAUUCAGGGCUGGUACGUUGCAGCUGCUAAACUCUUAAGAGACCACUAUGUUGAGAAGCUAAACAUAUCAGGAUUUUGCAUCUACAGAUGAAAGAUCUCUUUCACAGAUGCAGGAUUCAGUUUUGCUAGUUAGUGUUAUGGCAAAAUUUAGAUUAGCUGGUCACUUUAAGGAUGAAGCGUGUUGCUGGGUGUAAACAAACAAGAUUGAGAUUACAUCUCAUGCAAAGGUAAAAAAGAAACUCUGCAUUUUAAAACCGGAAAGAUCGCUGCAAAGGGCAGUGGCUGCAUUUGGUCUGAAAUAAGGGGGAUCUGACCAAAAAAGCUGCAUAGUGAGUGCUGCACUUUGGAUAUUUUAGUCUCCUGAGGCUCAUGUUUCCUUACACUAUUUCAGCUUUUCCAGUUUCAGAUAAACUGAUGGACAAAUGUUGUCCACACAGCAGUUUUAAAUGGAACAUGAAUGUGAUUGAGAGAGCCUAAUGUUCAAUCAGACUUACAACACAGCAACCAUGCACAGAAAACUGAAGUACCACACAUGAUAGUCAAAUAUUUCUCUCUGUCUUCCUGCACAUAAUAAAAACCACAUGAUUAUGAGCCCAUAACAAGCAAGCCGAAAUGUUUCCACCUGAUCUUUGAAGUAUAGUGUGCUUUGAUUUUUCUUACUCUCUCUUCACUUUGCAGCAGAUGUCAUGUGCAAGACUGAAAUAUAAUGACUAUCAAAACCA
Messenger RNA from Toxotes jaculatrix (banded archerfish), 1699 nucleotides. RefSeq names its product exosome component 1 (gene exosc1). Gene Ontology annotation, molecular function: RNA binding. NCBI's taxonomy places the organism in Eukaryota, Metazoa, Chordata, Actinopteri, Toxotidae. Bases 87 to 671 code for a protein of 194 amino acids. The record is from RefSeq and is a predicted model, not a curated record. The transcript is spliced from 8 exons. Gene Ontology annotation, biological process: RNA processing. Gene Ontology annotation, cellular component: cytoplasm; nuclear exosome (RNase complex).